AAAAGGUGUCAUCAGACCCAAACGCGCAUUUAACUUCACUCAUUAGUUAGCCCACAUUCCUCUCACACAUUUACUGAACACACUGAGCAUGAACCCGGGGGACACGUAGUAGAAACGCCGCCAAGUCGUUUCAAUAAACUUCUGUCGGGCGACUACUUUUUUUUUUUUUUUUACCUGAGGGACAAUCUAUGCCGAGAUUGGGUAUUUGAGAGAUGGGCUCUGAAAACCCAGAGGACUUUGGGCCAGCUGUGAUCCUCCCCGAAGAAGAUCAGCAAGAAAUAGGAGGCCUGAUCAACUCUGAUGGUGAAGAAGUGGAUUUCUCAGAUCUCAGAGUGAGCGCUAUCCCCGGCAUUCUACCCGCAGAUGUUCCCUCAAAAACAUUUGAUCAAAGUGAGAAUGAAAAACCACCGUCUCUGCACAGCUGCUCAGUAUGUGGGAAAGACUUUCCUUACGCCUCUAAACUUCAGCGCCACCUACGUACUCACUCAGGAGAGAGGCCUUUCCCCUGCUCCAUGUGUGAAAAGAGAUUUCCAGAAAAGGGGCUUCUCAUGAUCCAUGAAAGGGUGCAUACUGGAGAAAAGCCCUUCUCAUGCACUUUCUGCGAGAAAAGAUUUGCCAGUCAGGGGGAGCUCCGGCUACACCGGCGGACACACACAGGAGAGAGGCCGUAUCACUGCUCCAUCUGCCUGAAGAGCUUUUCUCGUCACUGGCACCUGAAGACGCACUUGGAGGCGAUGCAUUCUGAGGUUGUUGCAGGCUUUACGAGAAAGAAGUUUCCUUGUUCUGAUUGUGAAAAGAGCUGUAACUCUGCAGCCGAGCUGAGAGAUCAUCAGAGGACUCAUACUGGAGAGAGGCCCUUCCAGUGCUCGUUCUGUGACAAACGCUUCGCCUUAUCAGGUACACUUGUGAGACAUGAGCGUCUCCAUACUGGCAUUACACCUUACCACUGCUCUGACUGCGGGAAGACAUUUGCACAGCAGUGGACGUUGACAACACACAUGCGGACUCACACAGGAGAAAAACCAUACAGCUGCACACAGUGCGACAAGUCUUUUGUAGCUCCUGGAGAGCUUCGGAGGCAUACUAGAAUUCACACUGGAGAAAAGCCGUACACAUGCGCGGACUGUGGGAGGCACUUCUCACUGGCAGGCACUCUCAGAAACCACAAACGGUCAUGUACUCAGAGCAAGAAUGAACCAGUCACAGGUGUCGUCUCAGGUCUAGUUCAAGCUGCAGUUGGCGAAUCAUCCCAACAAGAUCUGGCCAGCAGCAUCAGCUCUGAGGUGGUUGACAACGAGAGUUUGGCAAGUGCAGCUGAGUCCCAUCCCUCCGAGAAGCUAAACUGUGACACAGCUGCUCGAUGUGAGAAUAACCAGAGAGAACCAGUUGCCCAGCAAGAGGACACCGCUUCUAGUCCACAUAUGAAUGUAAUAGUGAAAGAGGAGGAAGAGGAGGAGCCUUUGUGUGAAGAAACUCCAGACCUGGUGUCUGCUGGUGAGGAUUGUACCGCGCCAGAGGAAGCUGGAGAACGGCAUCAGGAAACGAACACAGAAAUUAGGAUUACAGUAAAGGAGGAAGAAGAGGAACCUGUCAACAUGUCUGGGGAAGAGCCUAAUCACAUCAUGGACAGUGAAAAAGAUAGUCCUCCAGCAUCACCAGUGCAGGAGCAGUGUAACAUCAAUGUGACAAAGAGCUCUUACUGCUGUGGGCUGUGUGGAAGGGACUGUCAUAAGAUGUCUGCUCUUCAGAUCCACAUGCGAAUUCACUCGGGAGAGAAACCGUACCAGUGCUCUCUGUGUGGGAAACAGUUCACCCAGAAAGGUCAACUGAAAGGCCACUAUAAAGUUCACACAGGAGAGAAACCAUUCUCCUGCCCAGACUGCGGCAAGAGCUUCGCCCACUCAGGGGCCAUGAACAGACAUCGACUCACCCACACUGGAGAGAGGCCCUAUCACUGCUCUGUAUGCGAAAGGAGCUUCAACCAGUCUGGCCGCUUGAGGGAACAUGAAAAAAUUCACUUUGGGGAGAAGUUUGACUGUUCAGAGUGUGAAAAGAGUUUCACACGAGCUUCAAGCCUCAAGAACCAUUUCAGACUUCACACAGGAGAGAGACCGUAUUGCUGUGACAUCUGUGGGAGAGGCUUCAGCCGAUCUCAAAGUCUGAGGCUCCACAAACGAAAGCACGACCAGAUUCAGACUGAAGAGGAGUCUGUAGUCAGUGUGAAGAACGAUGACUUCUCGCAGAGUGACGAUAACUCUCCAAUCAAUAUGUGUAUAACAGACAAAAAUGACUGAUGAUGUAUUUAUAUAACCAUAUACGUAACAGUAGUAUUACUACAAGGAUUUAGGCAGUAAAAGAUGAACUAAAUGAGGAGAAAGUAAGGGACUACCUCUGUGAAUAGACCGCCAUUAAACUUUUAUGUGGUGAUUCACGCUGAAAGUAUUAAUGCUAAAAUAAUAAACUACCAGAACAGUGCAGACAAAUUGAAUAAACAGACACAUGCCAGGUAAUGUUCAGCAACUAACAGUUUCUUGUAGUUUCAGACAAAACAGCCAAACAAUUAUUAUACACAAACACAGUUUUUGUAAAAUCAUGGAAACUGUUUAAGCGAUCAAUUUUAGCAGUCAUAUUUAUUCUGAUUUACCACUCUUUACCUUUCUUAGAUGCAUUGGAAUAUUGCACUCACGUUUAGAGUUUUAUGGUAGUAGAAGUGACUCAUCUACGGUCUGUGACUUCACUUUUAUCAUGCAGUAAUUGUCAUCAAACUAAUGGUGUAUGUGGAAAUUGAACUGAAGAAUAAUUGUUUUUAUAUCAGGCAUUACGGUGGCCAUUGGGCAGGUUAACAAUCAGGUGACCCUGGAAUUCAUUCUUUGGGAAAUUUGGCCAGUAUCAAAAACAAAAUCAUGAAAUGCAAACCAUUGCACAUCAAUGGUGAAAAGGUUUCUGUUUUGUGCAGCAGUUAUUUGUAGGGCUGGUCUGAAUAGCAAUUUCUGAUCUCCGGACAUUCGGUCCCAAUUAAUGACGAAUAUCCUGAAUAUUCGGUAUUCAUAUUUGGAAUAUUUGGCUACACAGACCAGUUUCUGUGUUUAGGUUAGCGGUGACCGUUCCGUUUCCGCAGCGGGAUAUUCGGAGAUCCAGUUUGAUAUCCCGAUUCCAGCACAGCGAACGAAUAGUCGGCUAUUCGGGCCCAGCCCUAGCAAAUUGUGAAUCAGGUUCACCUGGUUUUGACUAGUCGGAAAGGCCAAGUAACUUUGUGAGUAAAGGAGUCAUCCUUCAAGGCUGUGACAUAAAAAGUGAACAAUAUGAAGCCAUGUGGAUGGUAUUUUUUUUCCAGUGCUGCCUCUGUCUAAUUGUAUGGGACAUUAUACUGAACAAUAAAAGUACUAAAGACGA
This is a messenger RNA of Stegastes partitus (bicolor damselfish), 3393 nucleotides long. Its product is annotated as oocyte zinc finger protein XlCOF28-like. Gene Ontology annotation, biological process: regulation of transcription by RNA polymerase II. NCBI's taxonomy places the organism in Eukaryota, Metazoa, Chordata, Actinopteri, Pomacentridae. Gene Ontology annotation, molecular function: DNA-binding transcription factor activity, RNA polymerase II-specific; RNA polymerase II cis-regulatory region sequence-specific DNA binding. The transcript has 6 exons. Bases 213 to 2294 code for a protein of 693 amino acids. The record is from RefSeq and is a predicted model, not a curated record.